AUGACACAAGAGAGUUGCCAGUACUUAGGCAGACUCCUCCCACCUAAGCUUCAAGACCCAGGAAGCUUCACCAUUCCUUGCAUUAUAGGAGACGCGUACCAAGGGAAAGCCUUGUGCGAUUUAGGGGCCAGCAUCAAUCUUAUGCCCCUAUCUGUCUUCAAACAAUUAUCCACUGGACCAGCUAAACCCACCACGGUGACUUUGCAAAUGGCAGACAGAUCCAUUGUCAAGCCAGAAGGGAAGAUUGAAGAUCUGCUAGUCAAAGUAGACAAAUUUAUCUUACCCGCUGACUUCAUCAUUCUGGAUUAUGAAGCUAACGUUGACGUUCCCAUCAUUCUGGGUAGACCGUUCCUAGCAACUAGAGGAGAAAUUAUCAAUGUACAAAAAGGGGAACUAACCAUGAGAGUUCAUAACGAUGAGAUCAAGUUCAAUAUUGUAAAAGCAAUAAAGUUCCAGGAUGAAGGAGAAAACUUGGAAGAAUGUUCUGCUCUCACUUUGUUAGACAAUCAGCCUAGCAAAAAAACAGAGGAAGAAGAAGAAGAUCCAAAUAGGAAGAGCAGAGCUGCUAUCAGCAAGAAAGAAGGCUUGAACCUUUGA
This is a messenger RNA of Gastrolobium bilobum, 597 nucleotides long. RefSeq lists its product as uncharacterized. The transcript has a single exon. The record is from RefSeq and is a predicted model, not a curated record. NCBI's taxonomy places the organism in Eukaryota, Viridiplantae, Streptophyta, Magnoliopsida, Fabales, Fabaceae. Bases 1 to 597 code for a protein of 198 amino acids.